This is a messenger RNA of Andrographis paniculata, 2438 nucleotides long. RefSeq lists its product as uncharacterized. The coding region runs from base 428 to 1450 and encodes 340 amino acids. The record is from RefSeq and is a predicted model, not a curated record. The transcript is spliced from 2 exons. Lineage: Eukaryota; Viridiplantae; Streptophyta; Magnoliopsida; Lamiales; Acanthaceae.
ACACUUCGUCGAUUUCGGGUUCAUCUCUGCCCGCUCCGAUCUUCCCUGCGACCCACCAUGAAUCUCCGUCUCUGAGCCGCCCGAUGCCAAGGGAACUCUGGCAGACAGAAGAAGAACAGCAACAUCAUGCGCUGGCUAAAGAAAAGUGAAGGAUCAAGACUUUCAACGUUGUGUCGAAAGUUGAUGCUCUAGCCGCCGCCAAAGGAGUCGCUGCUACUACAUUAAGAACCUCAAGUGCUUCAACGAAUGCUGGAGUGAUGACACGAAGUAUGGAUAAAAGAGUACUGUUAUUUUCCGAGGACACACAUCCAAAAAUCACAGAGCAAAACCCACUCUAUGAGGAUGACGAAAGCUUCAAGAGUACCUCGCACCGGUCACCCCUCAAGAAGUUGCAACUCGUUCAACUGCAUCAAGUUAUGCCCCGGUGAUGACCACGAACGCUUCAAAUAUAGAAGACCAACUCGUUGCACUGGCCAAAGUCGUUGAAGGGAUAUCUCAACAUAUGCUACAACAAGACAAUGUCAUCGCAAAGCUCCUUGCAAAACUAGACAAGCCAAAACCAACCAGCCAUAAUGCUCCAGAGGCCCAAGACGAAGCAGAAGCAUCCACGGAUCAACGUCAUGGUAAAGAAAAAAUGGUGGGACCAAUGCCAUUUCAAACAUCAUCCGACUCCUUCAUCCAUCUAUCCCAACUUGACGAGUAUAUUAAAGGAGCUCUCAAAAGGGAGUUUGAAGGAAGUUCAAAGCCAAAAAAUAUUUAUGCCAAGCCUUAUACUUCAAGGAUCGACACCCUCAAGAUGCCGUUGGGAUAUCAACCGCCGAAGUUCCAACAAUUUGAUGGCAAAGGCAAACCAAAGCAGCAUGUGGCACACUUCAUGGAAACAUGCAACAACGGUGGGACAUAUGGCGAUCUCUUGGUGAAUCAGUUCGUACGGUCAUUAAAAGGCAACGGCUUCGACUGGUACAUCAAGUUGGAGGUUGGUUCCAUCGACAGUUGGGAGCAGUUGGAGUACGAGUUCUUGAACCGGUUCUACAGCACGAAAAGAACCGUCAGUAUGACAGAACUCACCAAUACUCGUCAAUGGAAAGAUGAACCAACAAUCGACUACAUAAACCGCUGGAGAAGUCUUAGCUUGAACUGCAAAAACCGGUUGUCCGAGGCCUCCGGUAUAGAGAUGUGCGUCCAAGGAAUGCAAUGGGGGUUGAAAUGUAUCCUGCAAGGGAUCCGAACCCGCACUUUCGAAGAACUUGCUACCCGCGCUAAUGACUUGGAGUUAAGUAUAGCUUCAAGUGGGAUGUACGGACCACCAGUUCAAGAAUCUUCAAAAGCAAAAAGAUACGAAAGAUAUGAUGCCGCAAAGAAGGGGAACAACGCCCCUAUAAAGUCUUUCGGAAAAGAAGCCUUGGCCAUAAAAGCGAACGACCAAAGCACCAGUGAAGAUCCAAAGUAGAGAAAAGGAAGUUGUAAGGAAAAGACAGUCAACUCAGAUAGACAGACCUCCAAGGCCCACCCUUAAAGAGUUGCAAUCCAAAACUUAUCCUUUCUUGGAUUCUGACGUCUCGGGCAUCUUUGACGAUCUACUCAUAGAAAACCUCAUUGAACUUCGAAAUUCAAAAAGACCGGAGGAAGCUGGAAAGGUUGAUGACCCAAAAUACUGCAAAUACCAUCGUGUCGUAGGACAUCCCAUCCAUAACUACUUCAUCUUUAAAGACAAAGUCAUGGAGUUGGUUCAUUAAGGAAAACUCACCCUUGAAGACGAUUCUGCUGCUGUUAAUGUCACUUCAAUCAUGUUCGGGUCUCUCGAAGUUGAGAUAAAAGACGAAGAAUCAUAUUGCCUCACUACCGAGAAAGAAGGUGAGGCGACCAGAGACAAAUCAAGUGAAGAAUGUGCCACGAUAACUUUCACUGAUGAAGAUUUGAUGUUAGGAUCCAAACCCCAUAAUCGUCCAUUACUGGUCGUGGGUUAUAUCCAUGAGUAAAGGAUUAGCUGGAUAUUCUUAGACGGAGGAGCCGCAGUCAACGUCCUUCCUCUAUACACAUUGCAAAAAUUGGGAAUACCAGUAGAUCAAUUGUUCGAGAGUCGUAUGACAAUACAUAGAUACAAUCAAGAGGGGCAAAGAGCACUUGGCACCAUAAGAUUGAGACUGUUAAUCGAUGAAAUGAAACUAACCCUUUGUUCUACAUCAUAGAUGCAAAGAAUCUUUCAAUGUUCUUUUGGGAAGACCAUGGAUACAUGAGAAUGGUGUAGUUCCACCAACGUGGCACCAAUGCUUCAAAUACACUCAAAAUGGAGUGACAAAGAAAGUUCUCGGAGACACAAAGCCAUAUACAGAAGCCGAGUCACACUUUACGGAUGCCAAAUAUUUCUCUACAGAAGCAAAAGAAUCCAAAGUACAUGAAGAUGUCAAAUCACCACAACCAAACUUGGGGGCAAAGUC